UUGAGCGGCGCUGGCAGCGCGACCGGCGGCGGAGAGGCCCGAGCGCGCUGCACCGCUCCGGAUCGCAUCGCUCUGCUCCGCGCCCACCCACCUGGCCCGACCGACCCCGACCCCGACCCCGACCCCGGCGGCGGCUCCCGCGGGGCGCAGCGCGGCAGGGCGCGCUCCCGGCUGCCGUCAGCGCUCCGGCCUCGCCAGGUGCUGGCAGCGGCGGGCACGGGCUGGACGUCCCUCCCUGGCAGCUGCAGGAUCCCAGCGCAGCCUCAGACCAUUGCACUGAGAAGGAGAACCUCUGCAAGUUUUUCUCAAUGACUCUAUAGCCAACUGAUGUAACAAUGGUACUAAUAUUGGGACGCAGACUGAAUAGAGAGGAUAGCGGGAUACGAGAUUCCCCUGCAACCAAGCGGAAAGUCUUUGAAAUGGACCCAAAAUCGUUGUCAGGCCCUGAGUUUUUCGACUUCUCCUCGGGAUCAUCCCACGCAGAAAGCAUUCUCCAGAUCUUCAAUGAAUUCCGAGACAGCCGGCUGUUCACGGAUGUCAUCAUCUGCGUGGAGGGCCGGGAGUUCCCGUGCCACCGCGCCGUCCUCUCGGCCUGCAGCAGCUACUUCAGGGCCAUGUUCUGCAACGACCACAGGGAGAGCAGGGAGAUGCUGGUGGAGAUCAACGGCAUCUUUGCCGAAGCCAUGGAUUGCUUUUUGCAGUACGUGUACACGGGCAAGGUGAAAAUCACCACGGAGAACGUGCAGUAUCUCUUCGAAACGUCGAGCCUGUUCCAGAUCAGCGUCCUACGCGACGCCUGCGCCAAGUUCCUGGAGGAGCAGCUGGACCCCUGCAAUUGCCUGGGCAUCCAGCGCUUCGCCGACACGCACUCGCUCAAGACGCUGUUCACCAAGUGCAGGAACUUCGCGCUGCAGACGUUCGAGGACGUGUCCCAGCACGAAGAGUUCCUGGAGCUGGGCAAGGACGAGCUGAUUGAUUACAUCUGCAGCGACGAGCUGGUGAUCAGCAAGGAGGAGAUGGUGUUCGAGGCCGUCAUGCGCUGGGUGUACCGCGCCGUCGAGCUGCGCCGGCCCGUGCUCCACGAGCUCCUGACGCACGUCAGGCUCCCGCUCCUGCACCCCAACUACUUUGUUCAGACUGUGGAGGUGGACCAGUUGAUUCAGAAUUCCCCAGAGUGCUAUCAGCUGCUGCACGAAGCCAGGCGAUACCACAUCCUUGGAAACGAGAUGAUGUCUCCCAGAACUAGGCCACGCAGAUCAACUGGUUAUUCUGAGGUGAUAGUUGUUGUUGGAGGCUGUGAACGAGUUGGAGGGUUUAAUUUGCCAUACACGGAGUGCUAUGAUCCUGUGACAGGAGAGUGGAAGUCACUGGCUAAACUUCCAGAGUUUACCAAGUCUGAGUAUGCCGUGUGUGCACUGCGGAAUGAUAUUCUUGUUUCAGGUGGAAGAAUCAAUAGCCGGGAUGUCUGGAUUUAUAACUCUCAACUUAACAUUUGGAUCAGAGUUGCCUCCCUAAAUAAAGGCAGAUGGAGACAUAAAAUGGCUGUUCUUCUGGGUAAAGUGUACGUGGUGGGAGGAUACGACGGGCAGAACCGCCUGAGCAGUGUGGAGUGCUACGACUCCUUCUCCAACCGCUGGACAGAGGUGGCUCCCCUGAAGGAGGCCGUGAGCUCCCCAGCUGUCACCAGCUGUGUUGGCAAACUCUUUGUCAUUGGGGGUGGCCCUGAUGACAACACCUGUUCUGACAAGGUUCAGUCUUACGAUCCUGAUACCAACUCCUGGUUGCUGCGUGCCACCAUCCCCAUUGCCAAGAGAUGUAUCACCGCCGUGUCCCUGAACAACCUGAUCUACGUGGCUGGCGGGCUCACCAAAGCCAUUUACUGCUAUGACCCCAUUGAGGACUACUGGAUGCAUGUACAGAAUACAUUCAGCAGACAGGAAAAUUGUGGCAUGUCUGUGUGUAAUGGAAAAAUCUAUAUCCUUGGUGGAAGACGGGAAAAUGGAGAAGCCACAGACACUAUUCUUUGUUAUGACCCUGCCACGGGCAUUAUCACAGGAGUAGCAGCCAUGCCCAGGCCAGUAUCUUAUCAUGGCUGUGUGACCAUUCAUAGAUAUAAUGAAAAAGGCUUUAAACUGUAACUUCUCUUUUCUUGAAAAAAGAAGAAGAAUGAAUCCAGUGGUCUGCUGCAAGACAGGCUUUUUAAAGAUUCCUGAAGUGGGAAUUCCCUGCCUAAGUGUCAUACGAAAAUUAUAUCCUGUGCCUUUAGAAAAAGGGUUAAUUUAACUUACCAAACAAGUCUACAAACCUAUCCAGUAACCAGAGUUCAGUUAUAUCUGCUGUGGGCUCUGAUAUGAGAGCAGGACCUUGUACAGUGGUCAGCAAGUUUGCCCUAUGUGUAAUUAGUAAGUAAAACCUUGAAAGCUUUUUGGGGAAAGUGCCUUCAGCUUUUGUGCCUGUGUCUUUAAAAGCAAUAUCUUCAAGGUGUUUCCAGUUCUGCCAAUGGGAAAAAUGCAUAGGCAAGUAAAUCCCAAAGAGUCAUCCUGGAUCAUUAUCUGCAAUUUUAAAAGCUCAAUUAUAAUUCAUAUUCAUCAUUCUUAAAACCAACUAGAUUUUUGGUCAGAUCAUGCAUGGGUUGAAAAUUAAAAAAACAAACAAAGACAGCAACACAAAAAAACAAAGCAAAACCAAAACAACAAAACAAGCUACAUUGGACAAAUAACGAGAAUCUCUGAGAAAUGCUUUCUUCUGAAGGACAAACUGGUUGUUUGGUGAGCCACUACAACACACUGCAGUGAUGCUUGUGUACAUUAGCCCUGUGGAACUUACUCAUUGUGCUCAUAAAUGUCCAGCAGAGAAGAACAAGGCUAUAUGACAGGGAAAGCCAGUGUGUUCAGGCAUGCACCUGUGAGGCAAAGUUUGAAACACAGUUUUUACCUUUUUGAAUAGUAUGGGUGAAGGCUGAGAGUUACUGGGUUCAUUCUUUGCUCACUGCAAUGUCUAAACUAUUUAGGAAAUAAAGGGAUGUUGAACUCUGGAUUCUCUCAGUUUUCUCAAUCAUGUUAUAAAUUAUCUGAUGACAGAGAUGGGGACUUGAGUUUGUGCCCUACAGGUUAUAAAUUGGUCUUUUGGAUGUCUCAUCUGCAGAGAUGGCAGAGUAUCCAGCAAGUAUUUCUUCAGACAAUCACUUACUGUAGCACAGUUAAACUACUGAAUAAGCUGCUUGGCCAUAGAUAAAGAAGUUCUGGAAAGGUUCCUCCUUUCACCAGAAGAAUAUCUGUGGACCUGUCCAUGUAGCCAUAGGAUGUGUUUUGGAUAAUUUGAAGCCUAGGAAGCACCUGUAUUUUGAUGCACCACCAUUAUUGGGUUGGGGUUUUUUCAGUAAAGGUAUUUUUUUUAAGUCCUCCCUAGAUUUCUGUACUAGGACUCCUUAUUUCCAGUGCACAGUUGUACAGUUGAGGCACAAAGUUCAUAAAAACUGAAAUAGCACUUGGGAGUUGGAAAAUGAAUAAGAUUGUCUGUGUACCAAUUUCCUGUAAAUCACCAAAAACCUCAGGAACUGCCUUGUAAAGGAAUUCUGAGGACAGCAGCCAGUAAGGAAAUUGGUCAGUGCCAGGGCAGAAAAACUCCAUAAAACCCCUGCAGAGCCAGCCCUGGCCUCGGGGUUCUGGUCUCUGUGCUUGCUCAGGAGGGUGAAAACAAGCACCAUCUCUGGAACGUUGUUUGUUCCACUGGACUUUCCUCAUCUGUUUUCCCAGAGUAUUUCUUCAUGAGAUGGAAAUUCUGACCCUCAGAGAAGCUAUGCCAAACUGGGAGUCACCAUUUUCAGUAACAUGGUCAUGAGUUUGAAAGAGCACUGGGAGCUGCACUUUGGGAUGCAUUAACUUGUAACCUCAGGAAAGGACACAGAUUUCAGUUUCUGGCUGAAUACCAAACACUGCUUUUGACAUGGUAAGGAUACUGAUAAAAUACAAAUCAUUGCCUAUCAGUGAUGUAAUCAGGAGGUCAGUCCCUGAGCAUUCACAUUGCCCUAAAAAGAAAAUCCCUUGGUAUAAUGUAAGACAACUGUAUCAGAUAAAUUAAUCCUUUUCUAAGUUUCAUCUGUUUUGCUCACCAAGUUUUACUUUGAAAUGGCAAUUUUAGUACCUGUGAAUAAGGUCUGUUGUAAUUGCCCCGUAACUGACUUUAUGUACUAACAGCUUGUGCCAUUGUUGUAAAUAAAAAUGACAAAGACAAUAGGAGCACUUCAUUACAGAUGCAAUUUGAAAAAAUCCUCCUUCCCUUUGAUUUCCUCUUGUUUGUAUUCAGACUUGUAAUGUUGUCAUGCUAUACUGUUCAAACAGUGCUUGUUCUGUAGGUAUAGAACAGUGUCAUUUAAUAUGUGUUUAUAAUACUGCACUACUCUGUAAAUAACAAGAUACUGCUUUCCAAGGUUUUUAAGACUAAUUUUAUAGUUUAGUUGUCUUUUCUUACCAAUUUAUGUACUGUUACUGUUACCUGUUUUUGAAAAUGACAGUGUUUAAUGAACCAGUAAAUGCAGAAAUGUAGAUGCAGAAAACUUCUGCUUACAGUUCUUCAGAAUCUGUAUCAGAGCUGAACAGUUACAGGUGUGGAGCACUGCUAAAUGGCAGUUACUUAAACAAGGAUUUCUUUAAAACAGGCAGCGAGUUUUUCUUCUUGCUACUCUGUAAAUUUGCACUUAUGGCCUUCUCUGUUACAACAAUUAUUUUUAGAUAUACUAGAAAAGAACAAUUUGACCUUGAUUUAAUGAAAAUGUGCCAUAUUUCCAGAAGGAUGCAUUAAUUUGGAAGUUGCAUUCCUGAGCCACUUGUUCUCCAAUGCAUUUCACUUAGGUAUAGAUGGAUUCUAAGAUUUAACCUCUCACUCUAAUGCAUAUCUAGAUGUUUGCAGUAUAUGGGCUUGAGCAGCAAGUUGGUUUUAGUUUUUUCCUUUGUCUCAGCUAGGAUAGAAAAUCAUUAAUGUCAUCUACUAUAAUCAAAUUAUUUCCAUCAUUAAUGGUAGUAGGUUUGGUAGCUCUAGAGCACCUGCACAAAGAUGUAACUUCAGUCCAACCAUACAUAUGAGGGCUCAAGGAUCUCCAAGUCACCCCUAAAAAAUUAAAUUCUAACAAUUGUCUUCACUCUGCUAAACAGAAAUGAGUAAAUAUUUUUCUUCUCUGUUUUGAUGUUCACUUCUGUUCUUAGCAGUGUGAUGUUAAUUGAAAAGACAGUUGAUGCUUUCUUGCAGCCAGGCUUCUGGAAGGUUCUGAAUCACUUACUGAUCACUGCAGCCUCUAGCCCUUGGCUUGUGGCCGAAGCAUUCCCCUUUCACAGCCAUCAGCCACAGAACAUUGCCUGCUAAUCUCAUAGUUGUAGCUGUAGACUCCUUCCUUGGGAGUGGUUAAGAAGGCACAAUUUGUGCAAUCUCUUCCAUUUUAUACUGAGUGUCUGGAGGAUUGGGCACUGUGCUUUCCCCUCCAGCACCAAAGGGGUCCAGACUGUACUGGUUUGUUUUUUUUUUUCCUUUUGACUGGCACCAAUGCAGUUCUCAUCCAAGGUAGCUUUGUUUGUACUCUGUUGAAGCAGAGGUGUUCAUGUAGAUUAUGUUGAUAUGGACCCUUAUCAUAAUUUAGUGAAGCUUUUUAAAUAGUAUUUUUAAUGUGGCAAAGUUUUGAGAGAGGCUGAUGGUGGAGGAAGAAGAAAUACUCACCUGGACUGAGAUUCAGAGGAUGCUUUGGUCACCUGUGCUUGAGAGCAAGGACGCUACUGCUUGUUCAGUUUCUUCCUCAGAACAGUUGAGUUGACUUCAUUAUCUUAGGCAAACACUUGGUUUGUCCUGUUUGUGUUUGACUUGCUGCAAGGACACAACAAGAAGCAGGCCCACUCACUGCCUGUGACUUAAUGUUUCCCCCUGCCCAAGGCAAAGGGGGUGCUGCUCAGCAGAGCCCGGGCUGAGUCCAGCCCUGAAGAGCAGAGGCAGGAGAAAAGCAUUGGAGGAGGCUCAGGGAUGGCAGGAAGGGGUUGCAGUUUGGCUAGGCUAGCUGAAACCAGGGCGUUCAGGAUGCUGUAAGUUUGCAAUUCCAGAUGCUGAAACUCAGGUGGUAAAAAUGUUUCAUAUUUGUCAUUUCACCGAACUCAGCUGGAGCAAUAAAGAUGCUUAUAGUCUGCUAGUGGCAAUGCUCAGGAAAGCCAGGGGUUCAUUUUUCUGAAUUGCCCCAAUAGGCAAGUAGCUGUGGGGUUCUUUCUACCACUGAAGAUGGCAAAACCCAAUUUAAGAGCAUUAAGAAUCUCACAAGACUUGAUCAUUGUGAGGCACAAUGAAUAUUUUCAUCUGAAUGUAGUGUCAUGUACACAAGAAAUUACAAAUGAAAUGAUUUGUUGUGCCUGGUUAAGAAAAUCUGAGCGCCAUAUACUGAGAAAAGGAGCCUACAGGGCAAGAUGAAAUUUGUAAGCAGAAACCUGCUAUCUGGUUGGGGGCCAAGCAGUGCUUUGGGUUUUGUAAAAUAUGUUUAGCACACAAGUUUCCUCAUUAUGGAAUUAUUUCAGAUGGCAUUAAUGAAAAUGGAUCACAAUUGUGUAAGCAGCAGCCUGCCUCCCACAGGCCCAAACCAGCUGUGACUCUGUGUUCCCUGCUCGCUGCCUUUGUGUCACACACAAGUUCAUGAUCACGUUCCUCUAAGAACUGUAAGCGAUUUGCAGGAAUAUUCCUUUUUUCCUACUGUAGAGAUCCAGUCAGUGCUAGUAUGUGUAUGUAUGUGUGCACAUCUGUAUGUGAAUUAUUUUGUGAUCAUUCUCUGAUAGUGCUGUUACAAGUGAUGCACAUAAAGGCCCUGUGUACAACUUGCUAAUAGUGUAAUUAGGGCUUAGUUUGUAUGAUUAGCUCCAAAGAAAAUAUAUAAUGUGUGUUAAUUUUGAAAAUACCUGUGCCUUGAAUUCACCUAUAUUUUUAUCUAUUGUGAAGAAGAGCUUGGAUUACUCCUCCCAGUUUGUUAUCUUUAUUAUGAUUGGUCUUACUGUCCAGACUGCUAAUGUCCUCCUAGGAGAAAUAAAUCUUGCCAUUCAUUAAUUAGCACAGUUAAACUUGUUUAGAACAUGCCUAGAAUGCUUCCAUUAUUACAGUGCUAUGGCAGAUUUCAUCUAGGGAAAUCAGUAUUUGUUUUUUUUCUAUUUUUUGUUUCCAGCAACGCCUCAGUGACAAAGGACUGAGUUUAGUCUUUGACUUCCUGUCCUUAACAUGUACAGUUUCUUGUAUUAGUCAGUAGCCUCUGUGAUAUUUCUGAACUCUCCAAAGUCAUCAACCUCUUGUUCAAGAUACAAAAUAUGAAGCAAUAAUAUGGUGCAUCAUGGCAAUAAGCAAAUCAAGAGACUUGAAUGUAAUGUACUGUUACUAAUUUCAUCUGUGUAAAUGCUGGACCUAUGAGUCAUUCUCCUUUUGGUGCACCUGUAGCACUUUGGAGUUGGAUUAAUAGGAACUACUUGGCCAUGGAAAGAGAGUUUACCUCCUGAACUGUUACUCAUAUGAUAUUUUUGCCUGAAAUCAUAUUUUCAUUUUCCUUUUUGUGCUGAGGAAGACAGCAGUUCUUGUUAUUCCUUGCCAGUUCCUUUCUUUACUGAAACAUAAAAGCUGUAGUUCCACGGAGAGCUGAUCUUGCCCUCAAGAACAGCCGGGUGCAGCACAAAGGACAUUUGAACAGGAAAGCUCAGACCACUUACUGUGUGCCAGAGUCAGUGUAACGGAUCUCACAUUUAACAUUAAGGUCUUCAGAUUGUGCUGACAGUAGAAAAGUGAUUUUGUAAUGUAGCACAAUUGCAGUAACGCCUGUUAUAUUUAAAUAUACUUCUUGCAUAAUUCUUUGAAAGUUUUUUAAAGUUCAGUGUAUCUAAUAAACAUUUGCCUUUUGAAUA
Molecule: messenger RNA, 7901 nt
Organism: Haemorhous mexicanus (house finch)
Lineage: Eukaryota; Metazoa; Chordata; Aves; Passeriformes; Fringillidae
Gene: KLHL24
Product: kelch like family member 24
Exons: 8
Coding region: 336-2138 (600 amino acids)
Molecular function (GO): protein binding
Source: RefSeq, a predicted model, not a curated record